This is a messenger RNA of Oncorhynchus nerka (sockeye salmon), 662 nucleotides long. Its product is annotated as polycomb protein suz12-A-like. The coding region runs from base 1 to 417 and encodes 138 amino acids. Gene Ontology annotation, molecular function: chromatin DNA binding. Gene Ontology annotation, cellular component: ESC/E(Z) complex; nucleus; RSC-type complex. The record is from RefSeq and is a predicted model, not a curated record. The transcript is spliced from 2 exons. NCBI's taxonomy places the organism in Eukaryota, Metazoa, Chordata, Actinopteri, Salmoniformes, Salmonidae.
AUGUAUUCAGGUACAAUUGACAGUCACUUACUAACCCCUCCUCUCCUCCUUAGACCGAAGCGUCUCCUCCCCCCCAGUCUGUGUGAGUUCCUGGAGGCUGAUGGAGGAGAGGGAGACCAGCAGAGAAUCAUCCCAGGUCACAACCGUCUCUACUUCCGCUCAGACAGCUGUACCCCCAAAACACCCCAGGAGGUAGAUCACGACAGUGAGGAUGAGACAGACCCCUUCUGGCUCCGAGAGAGGACCAUCAUGCAAAUCCAGGAGUUUACAGACGUGAACGAUGGAGAGAAGGAGGUGAUGAAGCUAUGGAACCUUCACGUUAUGAAGUAUGGGUACGUACCCCGCAUUAAAGCCUUGGCCUCGUUAUACAGCCUCUGUUUAAAGCAUCAUGAGACGUUGCUGUGUGUCGUUCUCUAGACGUUGCUGUGUGUCGUUCUCUAGACGUUGCUGUGUGUCGUUCUCUAGACGUUGCUGUGUGUCGUUCUCUAGACGUUGCUGUGUGUCGUUCUCUAGACGUUGCUGUGUGUCGUUCUCUAGACGUUGCUGUGUGUCGUUCUCUAGACGUUGCUGUGUGUCGUUCUCUAGACGUUGCUGUGUGUCGUUCUCUAGACGUUGCUGUGUGCCGUUCUCUAGACGUUGCUGUGUGUCGUUCUCUAGACGUU